CCAUUGUACGUCCCCCUCCAUCAAUGUAAUUGCCAAUCACGAUUCGCUUCUGUGUGAAAUACAUGGCCUGCGCCUUGCUACUGCCUCUCACUAUACUCAUGAGCAAGCGAUGGCCUUGACUGCAGCAGUCUACCAAUUUCCGCUCGGAGUUGUGGAAGGGCACUGACCAGUGAAAGCUCUGGAGUAAGGACUACCGCCCUGAGUCGAAACCGCCGGGCGGGAUUCAGGCUCAUUUUAGCAAGAGAGAUGGGGCUUCGGGACCCGAAGGUCGCUUAGCGUGGGAAGCACUGCCCCACCGCCUCAAUCCCUUUUUCCCUCGUGGACGUGCGCAAACAUUUGAUCAUCGAGGAAUGAAGCUGAGCAGCUCGGACCGGAGACUUGAGGUGAGACUAGCCCGACGGAAGGCAGUAGGGACAACUUUGAAGUCUAUUCCGGACGUCAGCAUUCCUACUGCCGCACGAAGCAACGACCGGCGGAAAGGGGGAUGCCGGGUGCUGUGCUGCCGCCAUGGGGCGCCUUUGCUUUUCUUCCUUCGUCCGGCGGGCCUACUCUCUCUCAGCUGUCAGGUUUUGUGGGUGUGAUCGAUCUAUCCACUAGCGCCCUCGGUCAACACAAGCCAUACGCCGAUGCAUUGCAGCAGCAGCGAAAACGGGGAGCGAGCGAGCAAUGGAGGGGUCCAGCCCAGGGCAAGGCAAAACAUGGCAAUUCCGGGCAGCCGAGGAAGGUCGAGUGAGACGAGGAGGGAGAAGCAGUCUGCGAGCCUCGGGC
Messenger RNA from Microstroma glucosiphilum, 768 nucleotides. RefSeq lists its product as hypothetical. The transcript has a single exon. Bases 485 to 733 code for a protein of 82 amino acids. The record is from RefSeq and is a predicted model, not a curated record. NCBI's taxonomy places the organism in Eukaryota, Fungi, Basidiomycota, Exobasidiomycetes, Microstromatales, Microstromataceae.